AUGCCCCGAGAAUUGGCAUUGCCACUGCAAGAGUUUGACUGGGAGAUAUACGCACUGAGUCAAAGUUCAAGUGGGAUCAAAGGACUGUACUAUGUAUUGCUGGAUUUGCUGGAGACAACAGGAUCGGCGAAGCACCAGAAUACACUUGUGUUAGUUAUGGGCGACGGAGCUCUUGGAGGCAGCGGAGCGGAGCAGACAGAAGCGACCAAAGAGUUACUAACCAAGUUCCUUGGAAAGAAC
Messenger RNA from Phytophthora nicotianae INRA-310, 240 nucleotides. RefSeq lists its product as hypothetical. The annotation marks the transcript as partial. The transcript has a single exon. Lineage: Eukaryota; Oomycota; Peronosporomycetes; Peronosporales; Peronosporaceae. The record is from RefSeq and is a predicted model, not a curated record.